Molecule: messenger RNA, 938 nt
Organism: Alternaria rosae
Lineage: Eukaryota; Fungi; Ascomycota; Dothideomycetes; Pleosporales; Pleosporaceae
Exons: 1
Coding region: 185-910 (241 amino acids)
Source: RefSeq, a predicted model, not a curated record
GGCGCUCAAAGCCAUUGUAUUAGCAAAGCUAACGUGUUGUGACAAAGACAUACUUCAACAAUGCCAGGGCAAACACUACGAAAACAAAUCGUCCACCCGUGGCCUGCCAAGGGGAGUCGUGAUCUUGCAUGUAAACAUCAUUCACCUGAAAAGCCAUAGUUCGAUUCUGCACUCACUGCCGGCCAUGGCCAUCCCACGGAUACAGGGCGCUAAAAGGGUAGGGGGCCCUCAGAUAGCUGGAGACCAGUACGCUCCUGACACUACCAGUGCGCCAGAGCAAGCAGUCAAACGAGCCAAAAAACACCCGUUCGACACCCUCGCGCUCGGAAAGAUGGGAUACGACUUCGAGAUACCAGCGGUCAUUGCCAGAGUCCGUAGCAAGGCCGCUCAGCCCUUCGACGUGGGCAUGGGGUUAGGGGUGAUGCUGUACCACAUCGUUCCGUUGAUAUCAUCCCAUUUGGAAAAUCCUAUGGAGUUCCACAACAAGGCGCCAAAAGCCUUACAAUGGGCGACUGAUUUCGUCGAAGCGAUUGAUCAGUAUAUCGCAUACUUGCGUCUUACGGAUGGUUGCUCGGAGAAAUUCCCCAAUGAUGCAACCGUUGAUCGCAAGAGUCGACGGCCACGGCGCAAAUACAUGGAGCGGUGUACCCACCUCGUCGAGAAUGCUUAUAGGGAUCAUGUCCGCGAACAGCUCUGCGACAUGUUCCGAUCGUGGAGCAAGGAGCAAACGCAGCUCUUCAAUAAGGGUGUGGAUAAAGCUCUCUCGGGAAUACAGUGGGUCGUCUACCCGGAAGAAAAUGUGGUUCUGGCUGCUGGCGACGACGAGUGGGCGGUUUGGCUGCGCGGAAGGUGCGAAGAGCUAGGCAUGCUUGAAGCAAGGGCGCAGAGGAAGGUGUUUGAGGAAAUUUAGGGACGGGUCUGCCUGAUCAUGGUUUGAG